Messenger RNA from Pollicipes pollicipes, 6963 nucleotides. RefSeq names its product ryanodine receptor. The record is from RefSeq and is a predicted model, not a curated record. Gene Ontology annotation, cellular component: smooth endoplasmic reticulum; sarcolemma; Z disc. Bases 1 to 6963 code for a protein of 2320 amino acids. Gene Ontology annotation, biological process: striated muscle contraction; release of sequestered calcium ion into cytosol by sarcoplasmic reticulum. The transcript is spliced from 47 exons. NCBI's taxonomy places the organism in Eukaryota, Metazoa, Arthropoda, Thecostraca, Pollicipedomorpha, Pollicipedidae. Gene Ontology annotation, molecular function: ryanodine-sensitive calcium-release channel activity; protein binding.
AUGAAGCUGUAUCUUGCGUGCCUCUCGACCAGCUCCUCCAAAGACAAGCUGGCGUUCGACGUCGGUCUGCAGGAGCACUGCCAAGGCGAGGCCUGCUGGUGGACCAUCCACCCGGCCUCCAAGCAGAGGUCCGAGGGCGAGAAGGUGCGGGUGGGCGACGACCUGAUCCUGGUGUCCGUCGCCACCGAGCGCUACCUGCAAGCGACCUUGGAAAACGAGGUGCCGAUCGUGAACGCCUCGUUCCACGUGACGCACUGGUCCGUGUCGCCGUUUGGGACGGGUCUCAGUCGCGUCAAAUACGUCGGAUACCUAUUUGGUGGAGAGGUGUUGCGCUUCUUCCACGGAGGAGAUGAAUGCCUCACGAUUCCCUCUAACUGGUCAGAGGACGACUCUCAGAAUAUCGUGGUGUACGAGGGCGGCAGCGUGGUGAGCCAGGCGCGCUCGCUGUGGCGGCUAGAGCUGGCCAGGACCAAGUGGUCGGGCGGCUACAUCAACUGGUUCCACCCGAUGAGGAUCCGCCACAUCACCACCGGCCGCUACCUGGGCAUCAACGAGCAGAACGAGAUCCGACUCAUGCACAGGACCGACUCUUCGGUGGCGUCCACCACGUUCUACCUGCGCGAGGAGAAGGACGACAACAAGGUGAUGCUGGAAGACAAGGACCUGGAGGUGAUCGGCACGCCGCUCAUCAAGUACGGCGACUCCACCGUCAUCGUCCAGCACAUCGAGUCCGGACUGUGGCUCUCCUACAAGGCGUUUGAGACGAAGAAGAAGGGCGUGGGAAAGGUGGAGGUGAAGCAGGCCAUCCUUCACGAGGAGGGCAAGAUGGACGACGGCUUGGAGUUCUCCCGGAGCCAGGACGAGGAGUCUCGCACCGCCCGGGUCAUCCGCAAAUGCAGCUCUCUCUUCACCAAGUUCAUCAAACAGCUGGACCAGAUCCGCUCCGCCCGCCGCCACUCGGUCAUGCUCGGCUCCAUGAACUUGAAGGAGAUCGUCAUGUGUCUGGAGGAUCUCAUCAACUACUUCGCGCAGCCUGACGCCGAGAUGGACCACGAGGAACGUCAGAUCAAGCUGCGGGCGCUGCGGAACCGACAGGACCUGUGCCAGGAGGAGGGCAUCCUCAACCUCAUCCUGGACGCCAUCGACAAGAUCACCGUGAUCACCACCGAGGGCUACCUGGUGUCCCUGGCCGGCGAGGAGUCGGGCCAGAUGUGGGACAUCAUCAGCAACUACCUGUACCAACUGCUCGCGGCCAUGAUUAAGGGCAACCACAACAACUGCGCCCAGUUCGCCAACUCGAUGCGGCUGAACUGGCUGUUCUCGAGGCUGGGAUCGCAGGCGGGCGGCGAGGGCAUGCUGGACGUGCUGCACUGUGUGCUCAUCGACUCGCCGGAGGCGCUCAUUGUCAUGAAGGAGGAGCACAUCAAGGUCAUCAUUUCAAUCCUGGAGAAGCACGGCCGGGACCCCAAGGUGCUGGACGUGCUGCGGUCGCUCUGCGUCGGCAACGGCGUGGCUGUGCGCAGCUCGCAGAACAACAUCUGCGACUACCUGCUGCCCGGCAAGUCGCUGCUGCUGCAGACCGCGCUCGUCGAUCACGUCUCAAGCGUGCACCCGAAUAUCUACGUGGGCAAAGUGCAGGGCUCCUCCAUGUACCUGCGGUGGUACUACGAGGUCACCGUGGACCACAUCGAGCAGGCAAGCCACAUGGCUCCUCAUCUGCGCAUGGGCUGGGCCAACACCAUGGGUUACAUCCCGUACCCGGGCGGUGGCGAGAAGUGGGGUGGUAACGGCGUCGGCGACGACCUCUACUCCUUCGGCUUCGACGGAUCCCAUCUCUGGACAGGGGGUCGGAGGACGCUGGUGUUCCCGCAGGAGUCGGAGCCGUACAUCAGGAAGGGCGACGUCAUCGGCGUGCUGCUGGACCUGACUGUGCCCUGCAUCGAGUUCACGUUCAACGGCGAGAAGAUCAGGGGCUGCUUCCGGGACUUCAACUUGGACGGCAUGUUCUUCCCAGUUAUCAGCUGCUCCUCAAAGCUCAGCGCGCGGUUCCUGUUGGGCGGCGAGCACGGCCGGCAGAAGUUCGAGCCGCCUGAGGGCUUCUCGCCCGUCAGCGAGUGUCUGCUGCCCAGCCAGCAGAUGUCCAUCGACCCCUGCUUCCACUUUGGAGACCUGGCCAAGGGCGUGCUGGCCGGUCCGCUGGUCGAGCAGGAGGACCCCGUGUUCGUGCCUCAGCCCAUCGACACAUCGGCAGUGACUCUGCCGCACUACGUGGAGCAGAUCCGCGACCGUCUAGCCGAGAACAUUCACGAGAUCUGGGCGAUGAACAAGAUCGACGAGGGCUGGCGGUAUGGGGAGGAGCGCGAGGACGAGUACAUGCUGCACCCCUGCCUGACGCAGUUCGAGCGGUUGCCGCCCGCCGAGAAGCGCUACGACGUCCAGCUGGCGCUCCAGACGCUCAAGACCAUCAUGAAGCUGGGCUACCACAUCACGCUGGACAAGCCGCCCAAUCGCAUCAAGUCUAUCCGGCUGCCGAACGAUCCGUUCAUGCAGCCGAACGGGUACAAGCCGGCCCCCCUGGACCUGUCGCAGGUGUCACUUAGUGGCAAGUUGGAGGAGCUGGUGGAGAAGCUGGCAGAGAACACACACAUGGUGUGGUCCAAGGAGAGGAUCCAGCAGGGCUGGACUUACGGCCUCAAUGAGGACAUGGAGAUGAUCCGUACGCCGCACUUGGUGCCGUACCGCCGGGUGGACGAGGCCAUCAAGAAGGCCAACAGGGACACGGCCAGCGAGGCAGUGCGCACGCUGCUCGUCUACGGCUACAUCCUGGACCCGCCGUCCGAGCAGCACGACGAAGGGCCGGCCAGCGAUCUACUGAACGGGAGGGCCAACUACCGCACCUACCGGGCCGAGAAGACGUACGCCGUGAGCUCCGGCAAAUGGUAUUUUGAGUUCGAAGUGCUGACGGACGGGCCCAUGAAGGUGGGCUGGGCCCGCAUCGACGCGUACCCGGGCCGCCAGAUCGGUCAGGACGAGUCGUCCUGGGCGUUCGACGGAUACCACGAGGAAAAGUGGUGCGGGGGUGCGUGCGAGACGUACGGCCACAAGUGGCACGUCGGUGACGUCAUCGGCGUCUUUCUGGACCUGAUUGACCGCACCGUCAGCUUCUCGCUGAACGGCGAGCUAAUGAUGGACGCCAUGGGCGGCGAGACGGCCUUCUCGGACGUGGUGGGCGACGCGUUCGUGCCCGCCUGCACGCUCGGGCUCUCGCAGCGAGCCCGGUUCGCGUUCGGACACGACGUGAACGCGCUCAAGUUCUUCACGCAGUGCGGACUCCAGGAGGGAUACGAGCCGUUCUGCGUCAACAUGACGCGACCGAUGACCUUCUGGUACACCAAGGACCAGCCGAUCUUCGAGAACGUCGACGAGGUGGAGAACUCGCCCAUUGACGUGACACGCAUCCCGGCCGGCUCCGACUCGCCGCCCUGCCUGCGCAUCUCGCACGCCACCUUCGAGACGCUGGAGAAGGCCAACUGGGAGUUCCUGAGGCUCUCGCUGCCCGUCACCUGCCAGACCGCCUUCAUCGAUGAGGCGGAGAAAGAGCGUCGCUGGAACGAGAUCCGGAUCCGCCAGCAUCGGCUGCGGAACGAGGGCAAGCACCGGCCGCCGUCGGCGCUGAAGCAGUCCAUGCUCGAGUCCGGCUUCACCAUGUCCGACAUCAAGGACCUGCAGAACGGCUUCGACGCCGUCGAGUCGGACGAGGUGAUGAUGAACGGCGCUAAGGUGGACGGCGAGACGCCCACGCCGGCCAUACCGCGCCGAGGCAGUAAGAUGGGCCGGGCGGCGAGCGAGAUGGACAUGCAGAGAGGGCGGCCCGCGGCCGCCAGGGAGAAGACGCCGCAGCCGGAGGGCAAGAAAAAAGAGCGCGGAAAAUCUCCAUUCAGGUUCUUCAAGAAGCGUGACCAGAGCACUGAUCGCCUGGGCAAGCGGGGCAAGAGCCAGGACCGCGUGAUUCCGACCCUGGAGCUGCCGCCGGAGCGGGGCCAGCCGCUCAGCGGUUUGCAGGUCACCAAUCCGGCCGUGCGCAUCUCCCAGGCGGACAUGCGUCUGAUGCCGCCGACCAUCCCGGACCGGCUGACGCGGCAGCGGCUCUCCGUGACGAACCUGACGCAGAUGGACGGCGAGCCCGGCGCCGACGACAUCGGCGCCGCCUUCGACGCCGAGUGUCUGCGCCUCAUCAACGAGUACUACUACGGCGUGCGCAUCUUCCCGGGCCAGGACCCGGCGCACGUGUACGUGGGCUGGGUCACCACCCAGUACCACAUCCACGGCACCACCUUCAGCCAGGAGGCGGCGCGCAAGGUCACCGUCGUUGAGACGGACGUCUACGGCGAUCCGGAGGGAAGCGUGGACCGCCAUAGCUGCUACAUGGUGCGCGCUGAUGACCUGCUGGCCGAGGUGUCGGCCGACGCCUCGGGCAAAGGUGCCUCGCAGGGUAUGUCGAUCGGGUGCUUCAUCGACACCUCCACCGGCUUCAUCACAUUCACCUGCGAGGGCAAGGACACUACCAUCAAGUUCAAGAUGGAGCCGGGGGUGAAGCUGUUCCCGGCCGUGUUCGUCGAAGCGACGAGCAAGGACGUGCUGCAGAUCGAGCUGGGGCGGACACCCACUUCACUGCCGCUGUCGGCGGCUGUGCUGCAGAGCUCCGAGAAACACGUGGUCCCGCAGUUCCCGCCGCGGCUCAAGUUCCAGCUGCUGAAGCCGCAUCAAUGGGCGCGCGUGCCGAACAAAUCGCUGCGCGUGCACGCUCUGAAGCUGUCGGACAUCCGCGGCUGGUCCAUCUACUGCGAGGACCCGGUGCCCAUGCUGGCGCUGCACAUCCCCGAGGAGGACCGCUGCAUCGACAUCCUGGAGCUGAUCGAGCACGAGCGGCUCCUCAGCUUCCACGCCCACACCCUGGAGCUGUACUGCGCCGUGUGCUUCCAAUCCAACUACCGCGGCGCGCACAUCCUCUGCCACCACGUGGACGACAAGCAGCUGCUGUACGCCAUCCGAGCCGAGUACAUGUCGGGCCCGCUGCGCACCGGCUUCUACGACCUGCUCAUCGCCGUGCACAUGGAGUCCCACGCCAACACCAUGGAGGUGACCAGCAACGAGUACGUCAUCCCACUGGGGCCGGACCUGAAGGCGCUGUACGAGGAGCCGUCCAUGGCGCACAGUCUGAGCGUACAGACCACCGAGUCGGUCCAGCCGGCCAUGGCCACCUCGCCCAUCUCCGACACCAUCGAGAACAUCAGCGAGCUGACGAUCCCGUACUUCGACUUCGAGACGGUGCGCAUCUUUGUGAUGGAGGCCCUCAAGGAGGCCUACGAGAAGAACCAGAUCCAUAACCGGGACUCAAUCGGGGGCAGCAACGAGACGCUGUUUGUGCCGCUGCUGAAGCUUUGCGACCGUUUACUGCUGAUCGGAUACCUGCGCGACGAGGACAUCCAGGACCUGUUGGUGAUGAUCGACCACGCCUCCUGGGACGUCUCCUUCGAUCCGGACGGAAAGGAUCAGCACCGGCGCGGCCUGCUGCAGAUCAAGAUGGCGGAGGGCGCUAAGCUGCAGCUCUGCUAUCUGCUGCACCACCUGUACGACAUCCAGCUGCGGCACCAGGUCGAGAGCAUCGUCGCCUUCAGUCAUGACUACGUGGGCGAGCUGCAGAAGGACCAGCUGCGCCGCUACGUCGAGAUCAAGCAGUCCGAGCUGCCGUCCUCGGUCACCGCCAGGAAGACAAAGGAAUUCCGGUGCCCACCACGAGAACAGAUGAACUCGAUCCUGGGCUUCAAGAACCUGGAGGAGAUUGACCCGGACGAGGUGUCGGUGGGCGAGGACUUAAUCCAGCAGAUGAAGGACUUCCACACGGCCCUGAUGAGCAAGAUCUCCAUCUCUGGCGAGGAGGAAGCCGCCGGAGACGGGGAGGCGGAGGGCGGUCAGCGGAGCUCGAUGGGGGCUGCCUUCCUGAGUGUCAUCGGCGUUGUGAAGCAGGCGCAAGCCAUCGAGGUGGCCGGCGACGGCGCCGAAGAGGGGCCCGAGGACAAGUUCCGCAAGGUGCUCGUGCCCACCAUCGUCCGCUGGGCCGAGGAGAGCUUCAUCGAGGACUCCAAGCUCAUCCGCGAGAUGUUCAGAUUGCUGCUACGUCAGUACAACGCCGUGGGAGAGCUGAUGAAGGCGCUGGAGAAGACGUAUGUCAUCAACGCUAAGACGCGGGAGGACGUGGCGCUGAUGUGGCGCUUCCUCUCCAAGAUCCGCGCGCUGCUGCCCGUCCAGAUGUCCAACGAGGAGGAGGAGCUGGUCAGGAAGCUGCUGUGGUCCCUGGUGAACAAUCACGUGUUCUUCCAGCACCCGGACCUGGUGCGCAUCCUGCGGAUCCACGAGAACGUGAUGGCCAUCAUGAUGAACACGCUGGCGCGGAGGUCACAGGCCGAGAACGAGUCGGCGGCCAGCACCGAGGCGGACCACAAGAUGGCUCACGAGCAGAUGUCGACGGCUAAGGACACCUCGCACGAGAUGGUGGUGGCCUGCUGCCGCUUCCUCUGCUACUUCUGCCGCACGUCGCGCCAGAACCAGAAGGCCAUGUUCGACCACCUGCAGUUCCUACUGGAGAACUCAAACAUCCUGCUGUCACGACCCUCGCUGCGGGGCAGCACGCCCCUCGACGUCAGCUACUCCUCCCUCAUGGACAACACGGAGCUGGCGCUAGCGCUGAGGGAGCACUACCUGGAGAAGAUCGCCGUGUACUUGUCGCGCUGCGGCCUCCAGUCCAACAGCGAACUGGUGGCGCGCGGCUACCCUGACCUCGGCUGGGACCCGGUGGAGGGCGAGCGGUACCUGGACUUCCUCCGCUUCUGCGUCUGGGUCGGAGGCGAGAGUGUGGAGGAGAAACGCGAACCUGGUGAUCCGGCUGCUGAUCCGGCGGCCUGA